Molecule: messenger RNA, 1242 nt
Organism: Acanthosepion pharaonis
Lineage: Eukaryota; Metazoa; Mollusca; Cephalopoda; Sepiida; Sepiidae
Source: the annotation of a GenBank genome assembly
AUGGUGCAUAGCUCUCUCUCUCUUCUGGAGAGCUCUUUGUUGACGGGAUCGAUUCCAUAUCUUUUGUUUCUUCUUUCAACCGUCAUUCGUUCGUUCUACAUUCCUUUUCAUUUUUCUUCGUCCAUUUCUUCCCUCUUUUUACUCUUCAUCAUUUUUCUUUCCUUUUAUUUUUACUUUUCUAUUUUCUUUCCUUUGUUUUAUUUUUAUUUUUUACUUUUCUCUUCUUCCAUUUUCUUUCUUUCAUUUUUUCCUUUCUUUCUUUCUUUCUUUCUAGACAUGGUUUCUUUCUUUCUUUCUUUCUCUCUUUCUUUCUUUCUUUUUUCUUUCUUUCUAGAAAUGGUUUCUUUCUUUCUUUUUUUCUUUCUUGAUAUGGUUUCUUUCUUUCUUUCUUGCAGGAUAUGUUUUCUUUCUUUGUCACUUCCUAUACAUAUAUACACAUAUUUUCUUUCUUUCUUUCUUUCUUUCUUUCUUUCUUUCUUUCUUUCUAAUCUUUUUUUUAUUUCUAUCGUUUUAGACAUAUUUUCAUCUUGCUUUCUUUUUUUCUUUCUUUCUUUACAGAUAUAUUUUCUUUCUUUCUUGCACAGGCAUGUUUUCUUUCUUUGUUACUUGCUAGAUAUAUAUAUUUUUUUCUUUCUUCCUUUCGUUCUUCCUAAAUACGUUUGUUUUUCUUGCGCUAUUUCUGUCGAGAUAAGUUUUUCAUUUUUCUGUCUAUACCGUCUUCCUUUCUUUAUUUCUUUUUUCUUUCUUUCUAGACAGAUGCACUUUCUUUCUUUCUUUCUUUCUUUCUUUCUAGACAGUUUUUGUUUGUUUCGUUUGUUUUUACCAAUAGAUAUUUAUCACAAUGUCAUGCCUGACCAAUCUGAACGACCAUUCCGUGGCCAAACAUGUUCUAAAUCGGCACAUACCCGCCAACAAAUUCCAGCUUGUCCCAGCAGUCACGUUUUCUGGCCCCAAUCCCAGUGUCUAUCUAUCUAUCUAUCUAUCUAUCUAUCUAUCUAUCUAUAUAUCUAUCUAUCUAUCUAUGUUUAUAUCUCUCACUAUGUUCAUUAUCUAUCUAUCUAUCUAUCUAUCUAUCUAUCUCUCACUAUGUCAUUAUCUAUCUAUCUAUCUAUCUAUCUAUCUAUCUAUCUAUGUCUAUAUCUCUCACUAUGUUCAUCAUCUAUCUGUAUGUAUGUAUGUGUCUGUAUUUCUCACUAUGUUCAUUAUCUAUCUAUGGUGAACAUCUCCGUGUUCUCUCUCUAG